Molecule: messenger RNA, 2732 nt
Organism: Pocillopora meandrina
Lineage: Eukaryota; Metazoa; Cnidaria; Anthozoa; Scleractinia; Pocilloporidae
Source: the annotation of a GenBank genome assembly
AUGCUAAAACUCCAUAAUUCAAGAAAUUUCUCUUUUGCACGUUUCUUAGUUGGCUUGCUGAAGUAUAAACCAGGUAAGUAUACGGAAUUAUCAUAGUUUGUGUAACUUUUACUUGAAACACUUUGUUUGUUACAGUCGUUAUCCUGCAAAACAAUGCCAAACGCACUGACACGUGAAAAACAAAAAACCAACCUUUGUUCUUUGCUUUGUAUCACGAUCUCAGGUGAAAGACUUACACCUUAUCAAGCUGCUGCGCAUCCAUUUUUGGCGCCAGAGUGUUCCUUUGCAAAUUUAUUGCCUCAACAAGGAGAUAAGAAAACAGGUUUGUUCUUGCCUUCCAUUGAACUGCAUAAAUGCAAAUUGGCCCUAUGCCGUCGCCAUGAAACGAACUUCUGACAAAGAAAUUUACCUUUCACAUAGGAAUCACCUUUUUUACAGUUUCUCAGACUUCGUCGUUUAUGUAGUGACGACUCUGAUUUUUCUGAAAAAUCAGAGGCAACGUGCUAGUUUUUCAAUAAACGUGGUUAUCUUGUUUCUGUCGUUCAAGCGGGCCACCGCCGUGCCCAACAAAUUGAUCGACAUUCAGCACUACAAACGGUUCAGAAAGAAGAUGCCGAUCGCAUUCCAUUCACUCUCACAUUUCACCCUCACAACCACGCAGUUGAAUCUAUCAUUCUUAAAAACUUUCAAUUACUUCAAAACGAUUCAGAGACUGGUACGAUCUUUUCGCAACCUCCACUAAUUUCAUUCAAACGUGACAGAAACAUAGGCAACUUUUUGAUCAGAAGUUCAUUUCAAACCAGUGACUAACCUGGAACUUUUAAAUGCGCUCGCUCACGAUGCAAAACUUGAAUGAAGCAAGACUUGUUUUCAUCCGAAAUCUCCCUGGAAGGUGUAGGGCAGUUAAUUUCAAGUUUGAUUAAGGUAUUGGGAAACCUUUAUCAAUCAAAAUAUAAUAAAAUACCUCUGUUACGUUAUUUCCAGAUGCUGGAAGCUGCGCAGACAUUUCGUUUCCCACUGAGUAUAACUUCAAACCAUACGUUGACGAGGAAGUUAAAAGGCAACAUUUUUCUGGAACUGAACUCUUAAAGAAGGAACUACUGUAACUGCUUCUUCACCAAAACACUUUCAGAGCAAACAGGAGAAUGCAACAUCUCUGAGGGCUGGAAAUUUACAUUCUCAAAGAGAAAAGGUGACAAUUAAUGAGAAAUCUCGUCAGGAAGACCAGUUGCUUCAAGAAAAUUUCAGUUAUGCCAUGGAAGGUCCUCUUGCCACAGGAUACCCUAAAUCAACUCACCAACAGAACGAGACGUGUGCCGUUUUUAAAGGAAAUACAUGCACUGAUGAUAUUGAAGAAGAACGUAAACAAGUCUCGGACAGGCUCAUGUCUACUCUCCUGACUCCGACAAAUCUUUCUUUGGGAAAAAUUUCAGAAAAAAAAGAAAAGUGUAAUGAGAAGGAUUAUUUGCCAGCAGGAACUAAUAUUACUUGUCCUAAUAAUGAGUUCGAAAGACCUUCGGCGAGAUUCGUGUACAACAAAAGCUCCUGUUUUAAGCGCAAAAGUGAUGUCUUUAAAGACACUCAUGUAGAAGACGGAAGCCUCCAAAAGUCUCACGAACUUUCUUUAUUUGGGGUUAAGAACUUUGGAAGCACAAACUUACUUGAGCAUCACAACAGAUUUAAUAUUGCUGGAAAACUAGGAUUUGAUGUGGGCAACUCUUCCUCAGGUGGAGAAACAAAUGCUGCCGCAAGAACUCGUGUCUAUCAUAGGGAAACAAAAUCUACCAAAGUAGAGAUUGGGUAUACUAAACAUGACGGUGUCGCUGCAGUCCAAAUGGAGGUACUUGUAAAUGAAUCUCCUUGUUGGGCGGCAAAAGCAACUGUAACAGAUGUGAAUCUUCAAGCGAAGUUUAGAGUGGGAAAGGUUCGUGACGCAUAUUCGCAUUUUGUGGGUGCUUUUUUCUAAAUGCACGUGCGUUUAUUUGGAAGCGAUUUCCGGUUAAUGUCCAUACUCCUUAAUUUAGUAGUUGAUCGCCUUUUUCAUGUUCAAUCAAUGACAUGUAGCUAGGUUGUGGAGACUAGUCAAUCAGUUAGGCAGGCAGGAAGGCAGUUGAUCUACAUUUUCAUGUAUCAACCAAUCACAUGGAGCUUGUUUGUGGAGACCAGUUAGUCAGUAGUUCAGUCAGUCAGGCAAACAGGCAGGCACGCAGCUGGCCAGGCAGUAAAUUUUUGGGCUUGACAGUCUGGCAAGCAGUCAACUGGUUAGCCAGUUGUUCAGUGCUUCACUCACGCAGGUAUGUGUGAGUUUGAUGGUCAGACAGACAAUGUGUCAGCUAUUCACUCAGUCAGUCAAUAAAUUAGUUUUUCAUUUAAUCAGCCUGAAAGGCAGGCAUCCAGCAUACAAAUCAAUCAAUCAGUCAGUAAAUCAUCCAGCUACAUCCAGGCACGCCUCCACCAGCGAAAAGAAAAAUCACCAAGAUGCUGGAAUAUUGAUCAAUCAUAACUUAACAAUCAGUUAGUCAGCGAGUGAGUCGGUCGGUCUCCUGGUCAUUCAGUCAGUCAAUGACUCAAUCAGGCUGGCAGUCGGUCAGGUGGUCUUUAAUUCAUUCAGUUUGUCAAUCAGCUUGUCAGCAAGUUGUCUUAAUCUCUUGGUUUUACCAAACAGGAAUCAGAAGAACAAGCAAAGCAGGACUCUGGAAAAGCCGCAUUCUCUGGAGCAUAUCAGAAUGAUG